AUGCCGCCAUUUUCGGGCCGAUUCGCUCCGGUUCCUGAUGACAAAAUGGAUGACGAAAAAGAAGGCAAUAGGCGUGGCCGUUUUCCUCGAUGGAGUUGGGUGUUUCCAACACUUGGGCGAGUGGGCAACAACCGGGGAGCUGGAGAUGCCCUGCAUGCUGGGGACACCGAAAGAUCGUACACGAAACAACCCAAAGAACAGAAAGAUAUGGAAGAUAGCGCUAUCUACGUGGAGUGCCACAAGGUCGACACUCUUUCUGGAAAAUCCCCUGCCACACUCCCCCGCAAGACCCUAACAGAAGACGACAUUCACAGAGAUUUUUCCAUUCCAGAGGAGCAUAGUGGCCCACUUCGUCGGUUAUGGAGGAGCGCCCGUCGUUUCUCCCCCGUCCGCUGCCUUCGCUCUGCCGUGCCUCUACAGGAGGUUUUGAGAACUUAUAAAUGGAGCUAUCUUCUGCCGGACAUGUUUGCUGGGAUCUCGGAAGGGGUCAUGGCGAUACCGCAGGGCAUGUCUUACGCGAUGUUGGCACGUCUUCCUCCUCAGUUUGGACUCUAUGUGAAUUUCGUUUACCCGCUGAUUUACAUGAUAUUUGGGACCGGUCGGCAUGUAGCUGUCGGGGUGUCCGCAAUAGAAGACUUGUUGCUGGGCGAGAGCGUGACGCGCAUAAUAGGGGAACGAGAAAGAUUAGAAGACAUAUCUUUAUCGCGUACUCUUGCCAAUGACCCCAAAACUGCGCCGGAGAUCCAGAUGUCACUGCUUGAGACGGCAGAACUCAACGAGUCCUUACUUAUGGAAAGCAGAAUCGCUGUGUCCAUCGGAAUGGCAGUCUGUGUGGGCAUUGUGUUUGCGCUGAUGAGAGUGCUGCAAGCUGGCCUCCUUGCGGAUUUGUUGGCUGUGCCCGUCCUUUCUGGGUUUUCCACUGCCAGUGCUUUCCUCAUCGGCACAUCGCAGCUGAAAUACGCGUUCGGCCUCCAAAUACCCAACGAGGUAGAAGACGGGGACUUCAAAGUGCUCAGACAGUGGUGGUACUGCAUAGCGCACAUCAAAGAAGCGAAUUGGGUCUCUGUUGGAAUCUGUCUUGCUUCCAUUAUCAUCCUGGCCGUUUGCAAGUACAUGAAUAGGAGGUACUUUAAGUGUAUCCCCAUUCCAGGGCCGCUGCUAACUGUAAUCAUCUUCACCGCCUUGUCCGCUGGAUUGGGCCUUGGAGCCUCUCAUGGCGUCAAAGUUAUUGGGUCUAUUCCCAGGGGGUUUCCCUCACCGACGGCCCCUCAAUUUUCCACCGCAUUCGCGCUGAUCACCGAGGAGGGGCAACGCGUAGUUGUCCACAAGAACGUGUUCCUGCUGAUGCUGCGGGAGGCCUUAAUCCUGACCGCCAUGUUUUUCGUGAUUCACAUUUCCAUCGCAAAGACAAUAACGCAGCAGAAAAAGACGUACAGCAUUCGCCCUGACCAAGAGUUGGUGGCAUUGAGCUGCUGCAACUUCAUCGGUUCUUGCUUCCAGUGCUUUCCAAAUGCAACCUCUCUUUCACGCACAUGUGUGGUUUCUUCCAUUGGCGGCUUCACGCAGCUUCACCAGAUUUCCAAUGCGCUUAUCAUUGUCUUCACCCUUUCCUUCAUGACACCUCUGCUCUAUGCCCUCCCUAACGCAGUCCUCGCCUCUGUGGUUCUGUUUGGGGUGUAUGGAAUGCUGGACUUCAAGGAGCUCAUUCGACUCGCGAAAAUUGGUGCGACAUCAAUCACAAGCACUUCAAAAGCCUUCAGAAACACACACGUUUUACUGACUUUACUCCAGAAGCCUAAUUUUCUCUGUGACUCGUCGGCUUGGACGCUGUUAUUUGCAGGCGGACUUGACGUUUUACUGUGGUUGGUCUGUUUCCUUAUUACGAUCAUCUUCGGGGCUAUGGAAGGCAUCUUAGCAUCCAUUGUCCUUUCUCUACUUUGGCUGCUAAGAAAAACGGCGAGACCAGCGUUCUCCGUCUUGGGAAGGCUCCCAGCGACGCACAUCUACCGAAAUGUCAGAAGAUUUCCCAUGGCUGUUGAGGAGGAAGGUAAGGCUGCUGCUUCAGGAAUCCGUAUUUUGCGAUUUGACGCAUCUCUAAAUUUUAGCAACAGCGACUUUUUCGAGUCUCGCGUGCUGCACUGCUUGUUGCCCACCACGCGCGUGGUCAUCAUGGACGGGUCCUCCAUUAACGACAUGGACGUAACCGCUAUUCGCAUGCUAGAGAGGCUUGUACAGACGCUGGCGCAGAGAGGCAUCGUUCUUCUGUUUGCUAACUGGAAGGGGCCUAUGAGAGACUUCUUGCAAAAAGCGGCCUUCUACGACGUGCUGCCACCCGAGCAUUGCUUUCUGUCAUUGCCGGAUGCCGUAUUUUGGGCAAACAGGCACUUGAAACUCAGCGGCCAGACUGAGCUGGGAGAUGUGAAACGCGCCUUCUCGUCUGAGCAGUGCGGCAGCCCUUCACGUUUAGUCGGGGAAUCCAGCACAGAGCAGCCAACCGGCGGGAGCGGAUUAAUUACACCCAAAGGGUCCUCCGCUUCGCCUUCAGUGUUCCCACUCGAGAAGCGGGAGGCACCAGUAGACAAAUACAGAGAGAGGGGUGGGGAGGGAGAGAGAGAGCGGAUAUGCGGAGGAGGGCGACCUUUCCGUUCUCGUGCUCUGCCCUUGUGCUCAGCUCCGAAGUACUGUUGGAAGGUUGCCCAGAAGUCGCAGAGCGAUGCAAAGCUGGACCUAGAAGGAAAGCCGAAAAGCAAACAAGAACGAUUCAGAUCCACACGUUCGCAGAGUCUCAGCAGUUUGCAGGAUCUAGAAGAAAGAAUGAAUAUUUUGUCUGGCCAUCACCACUCGGUUUUGUGGGACGGACUAAGCGCUACGACUGCGGAUGGACUUCGGGUUGUUACCGAAAUCACAGGAAGCGGCGAAGCAGUUAGGUGGACGGUGCGUACAACUACGUAUGAGCAAGUCAACCAACAAGGCGAACAGAUUCACACGCCAAGGAACACAAGUCACACUGGAGAAGACAGUGCCGCCACAGAAAAGGCACUACCUCUGGAUGAAUCAUAUGGAUGGUCACCAAUUGUAAAGACGGAAAGUUUUGCUCGGCUUUCGUAUUUUUUGCCGUCGCUUGAAACAGCCCAUGACAUUUUUUUCGAUAGUGCCAGCCAGACGUGGUUAGCAAAGUCUGACGACGCUCCUUUAAUCCUAAUUCAGGGAUGUUUUGGCGUUAGGAAACAUGUCAGUUUUUGCUUAUUCCCAUGUUUGUACUUGUUUGCUCACAUGUUUACCGUUGACAUGACGAAAAAGUCGCAACCUGCUGCGACGCACUGCUCAGCAGCUUCCCUGGGAAAUGUGCAGUGA
Molecule: messenger RNA, 3354 nt
Organism: Cyclospora cayetanensis
Lineage: Eukaryota; Apicomplexa; Conoidasida; Eucoccidiorida; Eimeriidae
Product: proton/sulfate cotransporter 2
Exons: 15
Coding region: 1-3354 (1117 amino acids)
Biological process (GO): transmembrane transport
Cellular component (GO): membrane
Molecular function (GO): sulfate transmembrane transporter activity
Source: RefSeq, a predicted model, not a curated record